Molecule: messenger RNA, 1428 nt
Organism: Sordaria macrospora k-hell
Lineage: Eukaryota; Fungi; Ascomycota; Sordariomycetes; Sordariales; Sordariaceae
Biological process (GO): tricarboxylic acid cycle; carbohydrate metabolic process
Cellular component (GO): mitochondrial matrix
Molecular function (GO): 2-methylcitrate synthase activity
Source: RefSeq, a predicted model, not a curated record
AUGGCCAUGAACCUUAGAACUGGGUCCCGGGCCCUCGGUGGAGCCCUUCGUAACCACGCCCGUGUCUCGCGACGAGGCUAUGCUACCGCCGAGCCCGAUCUCAAGACGGUCCUCAAGGAGGCCAUUCCCGAGAAGCGCGAGCUCUUCAAGAAGGUCAAGGCCCAUGGAAACAAGGUGCUGGGCGAGGUCAAGGUCGAGAACACAAUCGGUGGCAUGCGUGGCCUGAAGGCCAUGAUCUGGGAGGGCUCCGUACUCGAUGCCAACGAGGGUAUUCGCUUCCACGGCCGCACCAUUAAGGACUGCCAGAAGGAGCUCCCCAAGGGCAAGAAUGGCACCGAGAUGCUUCCCGAGGCCAUGUUCUGGCUUCUCUUGACCGGCAAAGUCCCCUCCACCAACCAGGUCCGCCAGUUCUCGCGUGAGCUCGCCGAACAGGCUGCCCUGCCCGACUUUGUCAACAAGCUCCUCGACAACUUCCCCAAGGACCUCCAUCCCAUGACCCAGUUUGCCAUUGCCGUCUCGGCCCUCAACCAUACCUCCAAGUUCGCCAAGGCCUACGAGCAGGGCCUGAACAAGGCUGACUACUGGGAGCCUACCUUUGACGACUGCAUUUCUCUCCUCGCCAAGCUCCCUACCAUUGCCGCCAAGAUCUACCAGAACUCGUACAGGGGCGGCGGUGCUCUCCCCGCCGAGGUCGACCUCGAGCAGGAUUGGGCUUACAACUUUGCUGCCAUGCUGGGCAAGCCCGGCAAGGAGAACGAGAACUUCCAGGAUCUCCUGAGGUUGUACCUCGCUCUUCACGGUGAUCACGAGGGUGGUAACGUUUCUGCGCACACCACCCACUUGGUCGGUAGUGCUUUGAGCGAUCCCUUCCUCGCCUACAGCGCCGGUCUCCAGGGUCUCGCUGGCCCUCUCCACGGCCUUGCCGCUCAGGAGGUGCUCCGCUGGAUCCUCCAGAUGAAGGAGGCCAUCCCCUCUUCCUACACCGACUCGGACGUGCGUGACUACCUCUGGAACACGCUCAACUCUGGCCGUGUCGUGCCCGGCUACGGCCACGCCGUUCUCCGCAAGCCCGAUCCCCGUUUCGAGGCCCUCAUGGACUACGCGGCCUCCCGCCCCAAGAUCGCGGCCGACCCCGUCUUCCAGCUCGUGCUCAAGAACAGCCAGAUUGCCCCGAGGUGCUCAAGCAGCACGGCAAGACCAAGAACCCCUACCCCAACGUGGACUCCUCGUCCGGUGUCCUCUUCCACCACUACGGCUUCCACGAGACCCUCUAUUACACCGCCACCUUCGGCGUCUCGCGUGGUCUCGGCCCGCUCGCGCAGCUCAUCUGGGAUAGAGCCCUGGGUCUGCCGAUCGAGCGCCCCAAGUCCAUCAACCUCGAGGGUAUCCUCAAGCAGGUUGAGGGACAGUAAAUGCGUGCGCGUAUGA